AUGUCGAACAAUGUGUUAGAUCAAGAUUUCGGCUCUGACGAGGAAGACGAUGACUUCAACCCAGCUCCAGCUGUCGACUCCGACGAUGAAACUGCCAGACCCGACCGCGGACGAGGACGUGAUGUUGAGGUAGAUGAAGAAGCCGAGAAUGAUAACGAAGUGGCUGAGGACGAAGAAAAAGGUGCUGGUGAUGAAGAGGAAGAACUGGAUGAGGAGGAGGCCGAGGAGGAAGAUGAUGAUGAAGAGGAUGAAGAGGAAGAUGAAGAAGAUGAAUAUGCUGUCUCGGGUCGACCUAAAAAACGCAGAAGACGAGGGGGUGUUAAUGCCUUCAUUGAAGAAGAAGCCGGUGUCGACGACGAUGACGAAGAAGCAGAAGAAGAAGAAGAUGAUAUGGGUGAUGGAUUUGGCGCCGAAGCUCAUCCCGACGAUCUGGAUGCGCUCCCCGUCGGUGCUGAGCUAGACGACCGCAGACACAGACAACUCGAUCGCCAACGAGAGCUCGAGGCGCACAUGGAUGCUGAGAAGCAGGCUGCCGCACUCAAGGAGCGAUAUGGACGCAAUCGCAUGGCUGCUACAGACUCAGUCGUUGUACCCAAAAGACUUCUUCUUCCUAGUGUUGACGAUCCCAGUAUUUGGGGCGUUCGCUGUAAACCUGGAAAGGAAAGAGAUGUGGUGCUCAAUAUUCAGAAGCGUAUCGAGCAGCGUCCUCCCGGCACACGUCACGGACUGAAGAUUAUAUCUGCUUUUGAACGUGGAAAGACCAUGACUGGUUACGUCUACAUCGAAUCGAGAAGACAAGCAGAAGUCAUGGAAGCCCUUGACGGUCUUCUCGAUGUUUAUCCCAAGACUAAAAUGGUCUUGGUACCUGUCAAGGAAAUGCCCGAUCUUCUACGAGUAAAGAAGUCAGCAGAACUCAAUCCUGGUGACUGGGUGCGAAUCAAGCGCGGCAAGUACCAGGGUGAUCUGGCUCAGAUUGAAGAAGUUGAAACGAAUGGUCUGGAAGUUACUGUUCGUCUGGUUCCUCGUCUGGACUACGGAUUGAAUGAAGACCUCUCUGCUCCUGCUGAUGCCAAGAGGAAAAGAUUUGGUGCUGCAAACAACACGGCAGCUCGGCCACCUCAACGUCUCUUUAGUGAAGCAGAGGCUAGUAAGAAACACGGCAGACAUCUAGUGGGAACAUCCAAUUUGAGCGGAAAGUCAUGGAACUAUAUGGGCGACACGUAUGUCGAUGGUUUCCUGAUCAAGGAAAUGAAGAUCCAGCAUUUGAUCACGACCAAUGUCAACCCUCGUCUAGAGGAAGUUACCAUGUUUGCUCGCGGCUCUGAGGAUGGCGCUGCAAAUCUCGACCUAGCAUCCUUGGCCAAUACGUUAAAGAACACCGUUGCAGAAGAUGCUUAUCGACCGGGAGACCAAGUUGAAGUGUACAAAGGUGAACAGCAAGGCAUUAUCGGUCGAACGGUCGCAACUAGAGGCGAUAUCAUCACACUGGAGGUCACAGAGGGUGAUAUGAAGGGACAAACAAUAGAUGCGCCAAUCAAGACCUUGCGAAAGCGGUUCCGUGAAGGUGACCAUGUCAAAGUCAUUGGCGGUAGUCGCUACCAAGAUGAACUGGGUAUGGUGGUUCAGGUCAAGGGUGACAGUGUUACUAUACUCAGUGAUAUGAGUAUGGAAGAGAUCACUGUCUUUAGCAAGGACUUGCGACUUUCUACGGAAUCUGGUGUUGAUGGCAAGCUUGGAACGUUUGACGUUCAUGAUCUGGUCCAGCUUGAUGCUACUACCGUUGCCUGUAUCAUUCAAGUCGAUCGCGAGUCAUUACGAGUUAUUGAUCAGAAUGGCUCAGUGCGGAACGUCCUCCCAUCACGAAUAGCAGCAAAAAUCGCCAAGCGCAAGGACGCUGUGGCCACAGAUCGCAACGGUGCAGAAAUUCGCCACGGCGACACAGUUCGUGAGAUGUAUGGAGAACAGCGCAGUGGAGUAAUCAUGCACAUCCACAGAUCUUUCCUGUUCUUGCAUAACAAGGCACAGGCCGAGAAUACUGGUGUCAUUGUGGUUCGCACUUCAAAUGUUGUUACUGUUUCCGCAAAAGGAGGUCGUGCUACGGGUCCUGACCUAUCACGGAUGAAUCCUGCUAUAAUGCAGCGCCCGCCUCAGGGAGGUGCCAUGCCCCCUCCACGUGUAGGCCGAGACCGACUCAUUGGAAAGACGGUCGGUAUCACGAAAGGCAGUUAUAAGGGUUUGAUUGGUAUUGUUCGAGAGACCACUGAAGAUCUAGUGCGUGUUGAGUUGCACACCAAAGGAACCAAAGUCAUGGUUCCUCGAACUGGUGUUGUUGUUAAGGAUCCUGUCACCGGUCAAACUAUCGACAUGGGACGUGGUGGCAGACCUCGUGUACCUGGAGGUGCUGGAGGACCACCACAGCCCAGUUGGUCUGGUUCACGAACACCCAUUGCUGCGAUGGACUCGAGGACUCCAGCAUGGGGUGGAUCUUUAUCAUCAAGAACUCCUGCUUGGGGUGGCUCUGCAGCUAGCGGGUCACGCACACCAGCAUGGAAAGCCGACGGUUCUCGCACAGCCUAUGGCGGCGCUAUGGGUGGUGGACGCACUCCUGCCUGGAACAGUGGUGCUCGCACACCAUACAGCUCAGGAAGCGGCGAUAGUAGUGGUGGCUUCGACGCCUUUGCAGCUGGCUCUCGUACACCUGCCUGGGGAACCGCAACAGGCAGUCGCACGCCAGCCUGGAGCGCCAACCAUACCUCAUCCUCCGCCGCGACUAGCAACAACACGGGAAGAUACGACGCGCCCACCCCCGGAGGCGACUACUCAGCCCCCACACCAGGUGCAUACCCAACCGCCCCUACACCCGGCGCUUCAGGCACAGCAGCUACACCACGCUGGGCCGAAAGCGUACCAACUCCUGGAGCUCUCAAUGCACCUACACCAGGCGCCAGUGGCGGCGGUGGUGGUCUUUCUGUCGGUGGCGGACGAUUACCAUAUGAUGCUCCCACGCCAGCUAUGGCUGCUACACCCGGUGCCAUAGGAGAUGAUAAUCCGACAUAUUUGGAUGAUUCGGAGUAG
This is a messenger RNA of Talaromyces stipitatus ATCC 10500, 3075 nucleotides long. RefSeq names its product transcription initiation protein spt5. The coding region runs from base 1 to 3075 and encodes 1024 amino acids. The record is from RefSeq and is a predicted model, not a curated record. Gene Ontology annotation, cellular component: DSIF complex. The transcript is spliced from 5 exons. Gene Ontology annotation, molecular function: protein binding; mRNA binding. NCBI's taxonomy places the organism in Eukaryota, Fungi, Ascomycota, Eurotiomycetes, Eurotiales, Trichocomaceae. Gene Ontology annotation, biological process: transcription elongation by RNA polymerase II; transcription elongation-coupled chromatin remodeling; regulation of transcription by RNA polymerase II.